CUUCAUAAAGAUCUCCAACUUUUAAGACCUCAUGCCAAGUUCUGUGCACCACUUGCCGACCAAGCAAUUGGUUCGUUAAAUUAUUUCACUGAACGGAAGAUUAAAGAACUGGAAGAACAAGUGAGGCUUAUGAAGCAAGAGGCGGAAAGAUCAGAGGACAGGUUCCUGUCAAUGGAAGCUUCAUACAUGGUGAAAAUCGAACAGAUUCAAGAGGAGCUGGACAAUGUGCAGCUUGUACCUUCUCAGAAGCUGCUGCUGGAGCUCAAAGACGUAGCAGAAGACUUUGAAGAGGAGAAUGAACAGUUACACCAGAGAGUGAACUGGCUGCGACACGUCGAGGCACAAAAUGAGAAUCUUCAAGCAAUAUUGGAACAAUAUGAAGAACAACAACACGAAAUGCAGGAACAAUUAGAACAGGUUACCAAGGGAGCAACUUCCCAGGGAAAGGAAGAACUGGAAACCGUUCAGCAAGCAACACAGCAGGAGCGCACAGAGCAAGAUCCGUCCUCCUACAAGAAUGAAUUGGCUGAGCUAAGGUUUGGUUCUACUUGGACUGGGAUAUCAGUUGCAUUUCUAUUGUGCCAUAUGAUCAAAUGGGAUUAUCCCUUGAUGCUUUGGCCAGCAAACAACGUUUGAAGUGUCGAUGAUGGUAGCAAACACGGCAGUCAAUUUUCGUAGGGUGGUGUCGUAGAGCCACAAAUUAUUCAACUCCUUGACGAAGGAGAAUCCGUCUGGUUAA
Molecule: messenger RNA, 739 nt
Organism: Amblyraja radiata (thorny skate)
Lineage: Eukaryota; Metazoa; Chordata; Chondrichthyes; Rajiformes; Rajidae
Product: forkhead box protein P2-like
Exons: 5
Coding region: 130-636 (168 amino acids)
Source: RefSeq, a predicted model, not a curated record